Messenger RNA from Gastrolobium bilobum, 1336 nucleotides. Its product is annotated as 1,4-dihydroxy-2-naphthoyl-CoA synthase, peroxisomal. Gene Ontology annotation, biological process: menaquinone biosynthetic process. Bases 75 to 1181 code for a protein of 368 amino acids. Gene Ontology annotation, cellular component: cytosol. The transcript has 9 exons. The record is from RefSeq and is a predicted model, not a curated record. NCBI's taxonomy places the organism in Eukaryota, Viridiplantae, Streptophyta, Magnoliopsida, Fabales, Fabaceae. Gene Ontology annotation, molecular function: 1,4-dihydroxy-2-naphthoyl-CoA synthase activity.
CUCUCUUCGAUGUCAAUGAAUAAAACUAAAAGCGUCAUGCCAUUGGUGAAGAAGCGUUAGAGCUCGGAGCUGUAAUGGCAGAGAACAAGGACCUUAACACUGUGAUCAGAAGGGUUGCUUCUCUAACCAACCACCUCGUACCUUCUCCUCAUACUUGCAGUGUAGCAGGUGAACUUGUGUUGUUCAACACUUGUAGUUCUGGUUCUGGUUCUGGUUCCAGGAAUGAUAGCUACCAACGGGUUCAUGGUGAUGUUCUCUCUCACGACGUCGUUUGGAGGACAGCUUCUGAUGAGUCUGGCAAGGACUUCACUGAUAUUGUUUAUGAAAAGGCUGUUGGAGAAGGAAUAGCCAAGAUUACUAUUAAUAGACCAGAGAGAAGGAAUGCCUUCCGUCCCCAUACUGUUAAGGAGCUUAUUCGUGCUUUCAAUGAUGCUAGGGAUGAUAGCUCUGUUGGGGUCAUCAUUCUCACUGGGAAGGGAACCGAGGCAUUUUGUAGUGGUGGUGAUCAGGCUUUGAGGACCGAAGAUGGUUAUUCUGAUUAUGAAAAUAUUGGUCGCCUUAAUGUGUUAGACUUGCAGGUGCAGAUCCGCCGCCUUCCUAAACCAGUAAUUGCAAUGGUACUCUCCGUACCUCUUUGCACCUUUAUUCUUGAAUAUAACUGGUGGGCUUAUGUCAAUGUCUGCAAUUCUAGGCCUCAAAAUUCCAGUUAUGCAAUUGGAGGAGGGCAUAUUUUACAUAUGGUCUGUGAUCUAACCAUUGCAGCAGAUAAUGCCAUCUUUGGCCAAACUGGUCCUAAGGUAGGAAGCUUUGAUGCUGGUUAUGGAAGUUCUAUCAUGUCCCGUUUGGUAGGUCCCAAAAAAGCACGUGAAAUGUGGUUUCUCACAAGGUUCUAUACUGCUAUUGAAGCAGAGAAAAUGGGCCUUGUCAAUACUGUUGUACCACUAGAGAAUUUAGAGAAAGAAACAAUAAAAUGGUGUCGGGAGAUACUAAGGAACAGCCCAACUGCAAUUCGGGUUCUCAAGUCAGCUCUUAAUGCAGUGGAUGAUGGGCAUUCUGGACUUCAGGAAAUUGGUGGAAAUGCAACACUGAUAUUUUAUGGCACUGAGGAAGCUAACGAGGGAAAGACUGCAUAUAUGCAACGUAGACGUCCGGAUUUUUCCAAGUUUCAUCGGCGACCUUAAAUUCAAACGUAUUUAUGUCAAUUGUUAUCAAUUUGAGGCAUGGACUCUAAAUGUUUUGUCCUACUUGUUAAAAAGGAUGAACCACUUAAUAUGAGAGAUUUCCACAUAUUUUUUGAAUACUUACUUUUGAUCAUGCAUCUUUUGAAAUUCAUUUU